Messenger RNA from Colletotrichum spaethianum, 1950 nucleotides. Its product is annotated as putative transcriptional regulatory protein. Gene Ontology annotation, cellular component: nucleus. The transcript has 3 exons. The coding region runs from base 1 to 1950 and encodes 649 amino acids. Gene Ontology annotation, molecular function: RNA polymerase II cis-regulatory region sequence-specific DNA binding; zinc ion binding; DNA-binding transcription factor activity, RNA polymerase II-specific. Gene Ontology annotation, biological process: DNA-templated transcription; positive regulation of transcription from RNA polymerase II promoter by galactose. Lineage: Eukaryota; Fungi; Ascomycota; Sordariomycetes; Glomerellales; Glomerellaceae. The record is from RefSeq and is a predicted model, not a curated record.
AUGACAGCGCAGAUGGCCCGCCUACAAGAACAGGUUGAUACCCUCUACCAGAACAUGAACGCCCUCCGCUCCGAAACCCUGCGUCUGGCCCCCAUCCAGGACAAAGUAUUGCCUCUCCCCUCGAGCACAGUUCAGGCCUCCCCGGCAAGCUCGCUGUCUCCCCUCCACCGGCCUGAGUUGACCCAACUCAAGCAGGCAUCCUUCCGCGGCCCUACGAGCAUGGCCUUCAGUCUUGACGUCGCAAACACCACCAUCCACAACAUGGGCUACAAGGGCAUAGGGGAUGGCGACGGUCAGAGCACGCCGCUUGGGGUACCCGAGGAGAGUCCUUUCCGCAUGGCUCCCCAAGAGAGCCAAGUCGACCCAUUGUGGGACUUUGGCAAGGAUGAGAUGAUUCGCUUGUGUCGGUUGCAUGAGGAAGAAGUCGGCAUCAUGUAUCCUGUCAUCAAGAUACAGUCUGUCAUCGAGCAUGUCCGCCACCUGACGGCUUUUAUGGACUCGGCCAGGAAGCAGGGCCUUACACCCAGUCUCAAUGAUGAGAAGACGCUCCAGCUCAAGAUUGUCAUGAGCUGUGCUCUGGUUGUAGAAGAGCACGGACACAGCGAAAAGGCAUGCAAGCUGAUUGACAGCAUGGAGGCUGUACUCAACCGCAAGCUUAUGGUCGAGGCAGUUGACUUUGUAAGCCUUCCGGCGUUGGCCCUUCUUGCUGGGUACAGAUUCUUGGCCAGCGAAGAGAUCCUCGCGUGGAGAGUCAUGGGCCAGGUUACCAGGUUAUGCCUGGAGAUGGGCAUCCACCGAACAACUGGCAUCGCCAAGAUUCGAAAUGAAGAGGACAGAAAGAACGCUCUGAAUAGUUUCUGGUCAGCCUACGUUUUGGAUCGGAGGUGGGCUUUUAACACAGGCCUCCCGUUCGUGGUUUCAGAUGAGGAGAUUGACCCAGAGCUACCCAUGCCCGAAGAGUAUCCGUAUCUUGUCGCCAUGAUCACCUACUCAAGGUUGGGAGCCAAGGUCUGGCGCCAGGUUGCUCACUUCGGGCCUGUUCUGGCCCGCGAGCUUCGACACGAGGACAUGGAGCAGCUAGAUAAGGAGAUUCUGCAGUGGUAUGAGAACGUCCCUGAAGAGGUCAAGCUUCGUAACUGGGACAAGGAGAAGCAAAUGACGUCGACUCCGUCGUAUAACCUGCAGCGACUGCGUAUCUGGACAUAUCUUCGUUUCAACCAGAUCCGCAUUUGGCUAUACACACCGAUCCUUCACAGUGCCACCAGCAUCAUGAGCCAUUUUGUUCAGGCUCAACGUGUUGUCGACCUCGCAAAAGAUACCAUUCGUUAUCUUAGCCACCUCAACAAUACCACGAACCUUUACCGCAAGAUCCAGGUUUUCUACCAUCAAUUUCUCACGUCGGCGAUAUCUGUCCUAUUCUUGGCUUCAGUUCAUGCGCCAGUGAGGUUCAGCCCUACUUGCCGCGAGGAGUUUUACAUGGGUCUGGAGCUUGUCAAAGAUCUUUCGGCCAAAAGCUGGGUGUCGCAACGGCUGUGGCGCACAAUCAGUUCGCUCAAGGAGGUCGCGCCAAGCAUCGGUUUGCGCAACCAGCCGGACGAGGAUGCCCACAGCUCGGCGGCCCUGACUAUGGCCGGCUUGGCUAGCGGACGCAUGUCGACCAGUCCAGCUACAAUUGCUCCUUUUGGUCGUUCUUCUGUCUCUACGACGCCCACGAUACCUCAACAACAAACGCCCAAUUUGGAGACGGCGCAAUCACCGAACAACGGAGUUCGCAUUCAAAACGAAAUGAGCCGCAUUUUCGAGGGCUACAUGGGGCUUAACGGCUUUGCAUCCGGGGGCGACGAUGGCUUUGGGGGACAGCAGCCGGGCGCCAACUUGCCCUCGGCAACGACUGGUGUUUCGAACCCCUACGUUGACAACGUCUUCUUCCACUUUAGGGAGAUGUUUUAG